Quercus lobata is the source of this 1275-nucleotide messenger RNA. Its product is annotated as protein NRT1/ PTR FAMILY 2.13-like. Gene Ontology annotation, cellular component: membrane. NCBI's taxonomy places the organism in Eukaryota, Viridiplantae, Streptophyta, Magnoliopsida, Fagales, Fagaceae. The record is from RefSeq and is a predicted model, not a curated record. Bases 22 to 786 code for a protein of 254 amino acids. The transcript has 2 exons. Gene Ontology annotation, molecular function: transmembrane transporter activity. Gene Ontology annotation, biological process: transmembrane transport.
UAAUUCACAAUUCAACAGGGAAUGCUGACUGUGACUUUGACGGCCUGGCUGCCAGAGCUUCAUCCUCUACAAUGCACCAAACAAUUGCAAAAAUUGGGUCAAUGCAUAGGUCCAACCAAAGCUCAACAGGGUAUUCUAAUAAUGGGUCUUGGCUUUUUGUCCAUAGGCUCAGGUGGGGUUAGGCCAUGUAGCAUUCCUUUUGGUGUGGACCAGUUUGAUCCAACUUCUGAUGAAGGAAGAAAAGGAAUCAACAGCUUCUUCAAUUGGUACUACACCACAUUCACAGUGAUCUUCUUGUUCACUCAAACUGUUGUGGUUUAUAUCCAAGACUCUGUUAGAUGGGUCAUUGGCUUUGGCAUGCCAACCUUGUGCAUGUUGUUCUCAAUCAUAUUAUUCUUCAUUGGAACAAAGAUUUGUGUGCAUGUCAAAGCAGAAGGAAGCCCACUUUCUGGCAUUUUUCAAGUUCUUUCUGGAGCUUAUAAGAAGCGUGGGAUUAAGCUUCCAUUGGACAGUGAAGUAGGUCCAAUCUUUUAUGAUCCUCCAUUGAAGGGGAUUGUAUUGACAAAGCUUCCUCUCACCAACAAUUAUAGAUUCUUAAACAAAGCUGCAAUGGUAUUAGAAGAGGAUGAACUAAAGCCCGAUGGAACUUGUGUGAAUCCAUGGAGGCUCUGCACCAUCCAGCAGGUCAAAGUGGUUAAAUGUUUGAUUAGAAUCAUCCCAAUUUGGUCUGCUGGAAUCAUUAGCCUCAUUUCAAUGACACAACAAGGAACAUUCACUGUGUCAUAAGCCCUCAAAAUGGAUCGUCACCUUGGACCACACUUCCAAAUCCCAGCAGGCUCAACGGGAGUCAUAUCAUUCAUCACAAUAGGGCUAUGGCUUCCAUUCUAUGAUCGAUUCCGAGUACCAGCCCUUAGAAAAAUCACAAAACAUGAAGGUGGAAUCACACUUCUCCAAAGAAUUGGAAUUGGGAUUGUGUUUUCAAUUCUAUCAAUGGUUGUAGCUGGAUUGAUUGAAAGGGUGAGAAGGGCCUCAGCUAUGUUGCACCUGCAACCCCUAACCACAACCCUUAGGGGUUGCACCAAUGUCAGUCAUAUGGCUAGCACCACAGCUUUAUUUUGAUGGGGUUUUGCAAGGCUUUCAAUAUCAUUGGACAGAUUGAAUUCUUUAACAGGCAGUUUCCUGAGCACAUGAGAAGCAUUGGGAAUUCACUUUUUUCUUGUUCCUUUGCUGGAGCUAGCUACCUGAGUAGUGUUUUGGUCACCAUUGUUCAUCAUG